Molecule: messenger RNA, 2358 nt
Organism: Acanthochromis polyacanthus (spiny chromis)
Lineage: Eukaryota; Metazoa; Chordata; Actinopteri; Pomacentridae
Exons: 2
Coding region: 214-2358 (714 amino acids)
Source: RefSeq, a predicted model, not a curated record
AGAGAAGGCCCAGUUCUUUAGUGGGACAAUGGAGAUGCGCCUUCCCAUUCUCCCCAUUCUCUCCAGUGUCCCCAUUCUCGCCAUUCUCCUCCCAUCUUCAGCCUUUGUCUGCGAGUCUGAUGGGUGAGAUGGAACCUGAAAGAAAUUUUGUUUUGGGCGAGACUUAUAAAUUCUUUGAUCCAGUUCAUCUUCCCAAAAAAUAUUCUCCAGACGAUGGUGCACAACAGAGAGAUGCUGUUGAGGCUGCUGGGACUCCUCAUCCUGGCCUCCCUCUGCUCAGCCAGUUUGCAACCAACACCCACCAAUCAUGACAUCAACAGCACCACAGAGAUGAAGGAAAUGCCCACCGAGAACCCCACCGUCAACAGCACCGCAAAGAUGAUGAAGGAAAUGUCCACUGACUCUCCUGCCGCCAUCAGCACUGGAAAGAUGAUGAAGGAAAUGCCCAUCGGCACCACAAAGAUGAUGAAGGAAACGUCCACUGAGUCCCCUGCCGCCAUCAGUACCACAAAGAUGAUGAAGGAAAUGUCCACUGACUCUCCCGCCGUCAUCAGCACCACAAAGAUGAUGAAGGAAAUGCCCAUCAGCACCACAAAGAUGAUGAAGGAAAUGUUCACUGAGUCCCCUGCCGCCAUCAGUACCGCAAAGAUGAUGAAGGAAAUGCCCAUCAGCAAUGAAAAGAUGAUGAAGGAAAUGUCCACUGACUCUCCCGCCGCCAUCAGCACCACAAAGAUGACGAAGGAAAUGCCCAUCAGCACUACAAAGAUGAUGAAGGAAAUGCCCAUCACCACCGCAAAAAUGAUGAAGGAAAUGCCCAUCAGCACCAUGAAGAUGAUGAAGGAAAUGUCCACUGACUCUCCCGCCGCCAUCAGCAGCACAAAGAUGAUGAAGGAAAUGCCAAUCGACACUACCAAGAUGAUGAAGGAAAUGUCCACUGACUCCCCUGCUGCCAUCAGCACCACAAAAAUGAUGAAGGAAAUGCCCAUCAGCACUACAAAGAUGAUGAAGGAAAUGCCCAUCAGUACCACAAAGAUGAUGAAGGAAAUGCCCAUCAGUACCACAAAGAUGAUGAAGGAAAUGUCCACUGAGUCCCCUGCCGCCAUCAGCACCACAAAAAUGAUGAAGGAAAUGCCCAUCAGCACUACAAAGAUGAUGAAGGAAAUGCCCAUCACCACCGCAAAAAUGAUGAAGAAAAUGCCCAUCAGCACCACAGAGAUGAUGAAGGAAAUGCCCAUCAGUACCACAGAGAUGAUGAAGGAAAUGCCCAUCAGCACUACAAAGAUGAUGAAGGAAAUGCCCAUCAGUACCACAAAGAUGAUGAAGGAAAUGCCCAUCAGUACCACAAAGAUGAUGAAGGAAAUGUCCACUGGGUCCCCUGCCGCCAUCAGCACCACAAAAAUGAUGAAGGAAAUGCCCAUCACCACCGCAAAAAUGAUGAAGGAAAUGUCCAUCAGCACCACAGAGAUGAUGAAGGAAAUGCCCAUCAGUACCACAGAGAUGAUGAAGGAAAUGCCCAUCAGUACCACAGAGAUGAUGAAGGAAAUGCCCAUCACUACCACAGAGAUGAUGAAGGAAAUGCCCAUCAGUACCACAAAGAUGAUGAAGGAAAUGCCCAUCAGCACUACAAAGAUGAUGAAGGAAAUGUCCACUGGGUCCCCUGCCGCCAUCAGCACCACAAAAAUGAUGAAGGAAAUGCCCAUCAGCACUACAAAGAUGAUGAAGGAAAUGCCCAUCACCACCGCAAAAAUGAUGAAGGAAAUGCCCAUCAGCACCAUGAAGAUGAUGAAGGAAAUGUCCAAUGACUCCCCCGCCACAAUCAGCACCACAAAGAUGAUGAAGGGAAUGUCCACUGAGUCCCCCACAACCAUCAGCACUACCCAGAUGAUGAAGGAAAUGUCCACUGAGUCCCCCACAACCAUCAGCACUACCCAGAUGAUGAAGGAAAUGCCCAUCAGCACCACAAAAAUGAUGAUGGAAAUGUCCAAUGACUCCCCCACAACCAUCAGCACCACAAAGAUGAUGAAGGAAAUGUCCACAGAGUCCCCCACCACCGUCAGCACCGCCCAGAUGAUGAAGGAAAUGUCCACUGAGUCCCCCACCACUGUCAGCACUACCCAGAUGAUGAAGGAAAUGCCCACUGUCAUGCAGUUUCCCGGAAGGAACCCUUGGCAUCGCAGCAUCAACAUUACUGGCAACUCAGCUGGCCAGAUAUUCCCUCUGCCCAUCAUCGAUUGUGAAAAACUUUGGAACUCACCAGUAACAGCAGCGCAAAUUCCAUCUUCCUGCAUCUGUUCAUACUGUAAAAACAAAGUGGGGCCCAAAGGAGACCGUGGAGACCGGGGCCUCCCAGGUCUGUAG